AUGGACAGCUCACUGGAAAAUACAACUAUUUCUUUAUCCAAAUGUUCUUUAGAGUCAGAAUUUACUGAAAGUGGGAGAGAGAACAGCAUCAGAUCUUCUAGUGAUUUCCUACAAAGUUUUAAAGACUGGGAUUGUUUUGAUGAUAAGCAAGAUUCUUUUUGUGAUUCAAGUGGUCUAGAAAUAGAAGAAAAGACCAUUGAUUGCUCUGAAACUGAUGCAGUUCAAAAUACAGCUAUAUAUGUGGAAACAGGCAGCACCUUAUCAUCCUGUUUGGCUGCAAAUACACAAGAAAACAGUGACCAAGAUAUUACCAAUGGUUUGGUAAGGAAAAUUCUGAGUGGAACUGGUGCUCAAGCAUGCAAUAGUCAAGGUUUAAUACCGCCUCACAUCAGUCAAAUUUAUGAUGAAUUAUUUGUCAUACAUCAGAAGCUCCAGAGAGAAAGUUCAGCACAGCAGGAGUAUGCUCUGCAACUCCAGAAACGAGAGCAUUUUCUAACAGAGCGAGAAGCAUUGCUUUUUAGACAUGAAGCAGCUUUGGCUAAAAUACGAAGUGUUGAGGAAGAAGUUCACACAAAAUUUGGAAUUAUAAAAGAGCAACAUGAGGCAGAAGUUAAACAGCUGACAGAAGCCUUGAGAGAAAUAACUAAAGAAAAUAGAAGACUGAAGUUGUCAUUUGACACCUUGAAGGAAAUUAAUGACUCUUUAAGAAAACAGUUAAGUGAUGUAACUGAGCUGAACAAGAAGUUGGAAAGUCAAGCAAGAAAAGUACAAGCUCGUUUAGAGAAUCUACAAAGGAAGCAUGAAUUCUUAAUAGUACAGAAGUCUAAGGAUAUAUGUCAAGUGGUGCAACAAAGUAAACCUGUCAAGCAGGAAAAAGUGAAGGUAACAUCAAAAAUUGCUAAGCUACCAUUGAAUUCACAAGUUUAUGAGCUCUUAACUUUUCUUAUGGAUUGGAUCUCAGACCACCACCUUAGCAAAAUAAAAAUACAAGAAGAAAGAGAGGAUGGUCAUAAACUUCUGGUUACCCAGACCUCCAAAAAAACCUGCACCCAGGAAAGGUGUAUGAAGCUUUUGCCUAUAGCUACUGAGCAACUCCAGUGGAUGCCAUUUGUGAAUCCUAAACUACACAUGUCUGUGAUUAAAUUUAUUUACUGGUCUGUAAGACACCUAGACAGUGGUAUUCAGCAUGCAACAAUGGCAUCAACAAUGAGGAGACUUGGCGAAGAUAUUUUCAAAGGCAUAGUAAGUAAGGGAAACCCACAUAGUUCUUCUGAACAGUCUACAGAGAGUAAAUCAAAAUCGGCAGCUUUCUUUAAGAGUUCCUGUAUGCCUUUGAGGUUUCUGUCAACUUUAAUUGUGCUUAAAACAGUGACACAAGUGGAUUACCUGGCUCAAGCGUUUGAUUCCCUUCGCAUAGACUUGAAGACAGAUGAAGGGAAGGCCUUAUUUUUGGAAUACCAAUGUGUACCUGUCAUAUUAAGUCACUUAAAAGUAUCCAGUAGAGGUCUGCUUUCCAGUGCUCUUGAUGGAUUACUUCAGAUGACCAUGGAAUCUGGUUCCUUACAGCCUUUUCUGGAAGCCUGCAGUAAUGAAUCCUUCUUCCGUACUUGCUCUGUAUUGCUUCGAAGUUCUAAGCUAGAUACUCAGAUUUUGGAAAAGCUCUGUGUUAUUCUGCAAAAACUCUCCAGAAUAAAAAGCAAUAAGAAGAUGUUUGAAUUGUUUACUCUUCACCAAAUGAUCCAAGAACUACAUAGGACUACAAAUCCAGAUCAUGCUUUCCUCUAUAUAAACCUCAAUUCAAUUCUGUUGAAUUUGGGAUUGUCAAGGAGUAACUCUCUUACCUCCAGUCGAAGCAUAAGUCACUAG
This is a messenger RNA of Nipponia nippon (crested ibis), 1866 nucleotides long. The record is from RefSeq and is a predicted model, not a curated record. NCBI's taxonomy places the organism in Eukaryota, Metazoa, Chordata, Aves, Pelecaniformes, Threskiornithidae.